GAAAACACCAGGAAGUAGCAAGAAGGACUAACACAGAGUACAAGUUUCAAAAAGCCAGUAAGCUAACCAUUCUCAGAUGGCUGACACAACCUCAACAGAUGCUGGUCCUAACCGGCAGGGGGUCCAGUUCGUGGAUCAGCACAAAGACAAGCUCAUCCAGAGGGUCAAGACACCAAUGCCCAUAGCAGAUACGCUGCUUACACAUGGCCAUAUCCACCAGGAGUGUUACUCUAAAAUCUCCACUCCACAAAUGACCAGCCAGGAUAAGAUGAGGAUGCUGUAUGAAGGCUUAGAAGAAGGAGGGGCAGCGGUUAAAGCAGCCUUCUAUGAAUGUCUCCUGAUAAAUUACCCUCACUUAGUCAAGGAUCUGGGUUCUGGAUCAACGCUGGAUAAUACUAGAAAUCAACCAGUUGAACAAGAAACAAAAUCAAAGAUAACAUACAACCCAAAUGAACAACUGGGUACUGGAGCAGGGGGAACCAUUGUGUACAAGGGUAUGUUUGGGAACCGUCCUGUGGCUGUGAAAAGGAUUCCUGUGACAUUCCAGAAAAUUGCUGAAAAGGAAGUUAAGCGUUUGCUUGAGGUGGACUAUCACAUUAAUGUGGUCCAAUACUUCUGGAGUGAGAUGGAUGGGGAGCACCAGAACAUUGCCAUCGAGCUGUGUGACAAAUCACUGAAAGAGUAUGUGGAGAAGUCUAGUGGGGCUGAACGACAGUCAGAACAGAUCAUAGACCUGUUGAAACAGACCAUGGAAGGAUUGUCACAUCUGCACUCUCACAAUAUAGUCCACAGAGAUGUGAAGCCCGCCAACAUCAUGUUGUCUUUCCCGGACGUCGGUGGCAAGGUCACAGUGAAGAUCACAGACUUUGGUCUGGCGAAGAAGUUGUGCCCAGAAAGCAGCAGCAUUACUUCAGGAUUCAAAGGCACCGUGCAUUGGUGUGCUCCAGAGCUCCUGCAAGGGGUCAGCAAUGACAACCUUACCAGUGCUGUGGACAUAUUUUCGGCCGGAUUGGUGUUUUACUAUGUGUGGACAGGAGAAGGGAAAAACGUAUUUACUUUGAUCGUUGAUUUAGCAAAAGGACACUGCUUUGAAAAACUACAGGCAAAUCAUGACAUCUUGAUCAAAGACCUGAUAGAACAGAUGCUAAGCUUGGAGCCUGGGAAGAGGCCUUCUGCGGAUGCUGUGCUCAAACAUCCCUUCUUCUGGAGGAAGGACAAACAGCUGAAAUACUUCCAGGAUGUAAGUGACAGGGUUGUAAAAAAAGAUCAACCAGACAACAAGCUUGAUCUAGCAAGCUUAAUCCAGAAGCUGGAGUCUGAUGGGGAGAAAGUGGUGAAGAAAAACUGGAUGGAACAUAUCACAGAAGAUCUGCGGAAAGACCUAGGCACCCGUCUGUAUAAAGGCAAAUGUGUGUAUGAUGGCCGCUCUGUUCAAGAUCUUCUCCGAGCCAUACGAAACAAGGCACACCACUACAACGAGUCUCCUAAGGAGGUGCAGGAGUCCCUGGGCUCCCUCCCCGAUGGAUUUAUGCAGUACUUCACCUCCCGCUUUCCCCUCCUGCUGCUCCACACCUACCAGGUCAUGAGCACCUGUGCAGAGGAGAACACUUUCCGAGAUUACUACCCGAAGUCCAAGGAGGUUCUGAUGGCCGAGGAGAACUGCAUCCCAGCCCAAAACCAAACGGCACAAUGAUAACCAGCCUUAGAUGUGACAACAACCAAGACAUCACAUCCCAAAGACAUCACAUCCCAAAGACAUCACAUCCCAAAGACAUCACAUCCCAAAGCCAUCACAUCCCAAAGCCAUCACAUCCCAAAGCCUUCACAUCCAAAGCAUCCCCACUGGACUAUAAUGUGAAGUCAGUGUUGCAGUCAUAUUAAUCUGUAUUGCUUUAAUUGUUUAUUUUAACAAUAACCUGUAAUAUCAACUACAUCCAUUCCUUUUAUUAACGAAACACACACAA
Molecule: messenger RNA, 1964 nt
Organism: Esox lucius (northern pike)
Lineage: Eukaryota; Metazoa; Chordata; Actinopteri; Esociformes; Esocidae
Product: serine/threonine-protein kinase/endoribonuclease IRE1
Exons: 13
Coding region: 77-1693 (538 amino acids)
Biological process (GO): innate immune response; intrinsic apoptotic signaling pathway in response to endoplasmic reticulum stress; protein phosphorylation
Cellular component (GO): IRE1-TRAF2-ASK1 complex
Molecular function (GO): RNA endonuclease activity; protein serine/threonine kinase activity; ATP binding
Source: RefSeq, a predicted model, not a curated record